Messenger RNA from Trichoderma harzianum CBS 226.95, 1932 nucleotides. RefSeq lists its product as hypothetical. The transcript is spliced from 3 exons. The coding region runs from base 259 to 1932 and encodes 557 amino acids. The record is from RefSeq and is a predicted model, not a curated record. Lineage: Eukaryota; Fungi; Ascomycota; Sordariomycetes; Hypocreales; Hypocreaceae.
CUCAAUUAGAUAGUCUGUAUUCCAAUUAUAAUAAUUUUCUUUCUCAUCCUAUUUCGUUGUUAAUUUCGUUGUCAUUCCGUGUUUUGUCUGGCCUCACCCUUUACGCUUUCUAAAAAGCUUCGAAUAAUCCAACUACAGCCCUUCUUUAGCAACACUAUUGCAAUGAGUUCCUUUUCUGAGACCAAUUGCCUAUCGUUACUGUAAAAACGCCAUAUCGUUUCGAUACUCUUUCAUCUACCGGCAUUCACGCCUUAUACAAUGCACUUUUCUUCAAUUAUCAGCGCAACUGCGCUUCUCUUCGCUCACUCUACUCUGGCCGACGUCCCACUCAUCACCAAUGCCACCGACUUUACAACACUUGCCGACACAGACAAAGGUUUUCCUAGCCAAACAUUCCGCUCUUCUGACAUCAUUGCUCCGGUCUUUCUUGUAAACAAAUGGGAGCAGGAUCAAGUCGACAAUGCAUCCUUCAUCUUCUUCGGAACAGUCUACGGGGAGAACAAAGCCGGCCCCAUGAUUUUCGAUGCCCGUGAUAUGAGUCUCGUAUAUGCCGAUCAGAAAUAUGAGAAUACGUAUACUUCAAACGUACAUGUUAUUAAUGGCACUCGUUAUUUUGCUUUUUGGGAGGGCGGCCAUACCCGUGGCCACGCCAAUGGAAACUGUCUCUUCUUCGAUGAAAACUACAAUCUCAAGUACAACGUCACUGCCCAAGGACUCAACGACGCCCGUGCCGAUAUGCAUGAACUCAGCGUCACCCAAAGCGGAACCAUCAUCUUCUCAACAUACUUUAAUAUCCCUUUCGACUGCCGCUCUGUGGGAGGUCCUGAAAAUGCGCUCCUCAUGGACAGCGGCUUCCAGGAAACUCAAGACGGCAACUAUCUCGUCUCCAGCCGCCACAUGUCCAUCCUCACCCUCAUCCACGGCAAGGACGGCCACCCAAUCUGGAUCCUCGGCGGCAGACAAAACCAAUUCACCGACCUCUCCAACGGCGCAGCCACAAACAUCAGCUGGCAGCACGACGCCCGCAUCAUUCCAUCAUACAACAUCACAGACGAGACUCACAUCACCCUCUUCGACAACCAUGGCGAAUACAGCGGUCCUUGUCAAGGGAAAUGCCAAACCCGUGCUCUCCGCAUCGCCGUCAACCAAGUCCUCCGCACUGCAAGGGUAGUCAGCGAAUUCUUCCAUCCGGAAAACAUCGACUCCGGCGCCAUGGGAGGCUAUCAAACUCUGGACAGUGGAAACAUCAUGACGGGAUGGGGAUACUACCCCGGCUUUGUCGAAUACACCAGCGACGGCACACCGGUUAUGGACUUCCAGAGAGGCGCAAUCGGCGGAGAGCCAUUGCCGGACAUGUUUGCCUACAGAGUCAAUAAAGGAGAUUGGAAAGGGAACCCUUCAUGGCCACCAAGUGUGGCCGCUGAUGCACCGAAUAACAGCACCCUCAAUGCCACCGUCUACGUUUCGUGGAAUGGUGCAACAGAAGUUGCCUCAUGGGCUAUAUUUGCUUCGAAUGAUCACAGCAGCAUCAACAGCCACACAAACCUCAUUGCCGAAUCUCCCCGCGAUGGCUUCGAAACCGCCAUCUCCCUAUCAAGCCAAAACACUACUCGUCGAUACGUCGGUGCAGCCGCUGUGUCAUCUUCCGGCGAUGUCCUCGGUUCAACCAUUGUCAUCGAUCUCCAAAACGGAGGCAAACCUGCCACUGUAGAAAGCGGUAUAAUCACCCUAAAGCCUCCGUCUCCAUCCCCGCCACCAUCAUCAACAUCGGGGAGUCGAAGCACAAGUACUAGCUCGGUAGGUGUCAUGGGCGGAUCGAUAUUUGGUGCUGCAGGCGUCUUUUAUGCAGGAGUAUAUUACUGGCGAAGGAGAGCAAGGGCACGACGUGGCCAUGGAGAAGAGGGUUACAGGAUGGUAAACUUGAGAGAUUAA